UCCAAAACUGAGGAGCUCCAUCAAAGCAGACUUGGAACAAGGAAUUUGGGAAUGCGAAUGGGUAUGUCAAAGAAGGACCUGGCUGUGAAGAAUAGAAUCUACACCCGCUAGUGGGCCAGGGGAAGGAACAAGAGCUGUCAGCAAAUGCACUGUGAAAGGGACUAUACGGUUGGCCAAUACUCAAGGAGAGCAGAUCAAAGGUGGUGAGUUCAAGGCCACCAGGCUACAGGAAAGAGUCCCUGUCUUUUGUUUUUGUUUUGUUGCUGCUGAGAGAGGAUGUCACUCUGUAGCCCAGGAAUGACCUUGAACUUUUGGCAAUCCCUCCUGAUUCCACCUCCCAAGUACUAGAAUUAUAGGUGUGAGCCUAUAAUUUACCAGGCUGCUCGGAGGACCUGUCUCAAGCAACAUCGGCAAAUAAACAAAACCCUCAAAUAUGUGUCUCAAUGCCCAUUCUGUUAGCUCGACUUCGGGGUAAAGGUGCAGGCUUCCUCGCGGGAGGCUCAAAGGGACGUUUCACUGAGGUAAAGAUUUGAGUAACAGACUGCAACUGGAAUGCCGUAAAGCAAGAAAGGCCAUCAAACCCGGCUUCAGUCCUUCCAUGUCAGCGAAAGAGAAGAAAUAGUCUCUUCUUUUGCCUUUGCUGAAACGCUGGGGUAUGGCCGUCAAUGUGUACUCCACAUCUGUGACCAGUGAGAAUCUGAGUCGCCAUGAUAUGCUUGCGUGGGUCAAUGACUCCCUGCACCUCAACUACACAAAGAUAGAGCAGCUCUGUUCAGGGGCAGCCUACUGCCAGUUCAUGGAUAUGCUCUUCCCUGGGUGUGUGCACUUGAGGAAGGUCAAGUUCCAGGCCAAGCUAGAACACGAGUACAUCCACAACUUCAAGGUGCUGCAAGCAGCUUUCAAGAAGAUGGGUGUCGAUAAAAUCAUUCCUGUAGAGAAAUUAGUAAAAGGAAAAUUCCAAGAUAAUUUUGAGUUUAUUCAGUGGUUUAAGAAAUUCUUUGACGCAAACUAUGAUGGAAAGGAUUACAACCCUCUGCUGGCGCGGCAGGGCCAGGACGUAGCGCCACCUCCUAACCCAGGUGAUCAGAUCUUCAACAAAUCCAAGAAACUCAUUGGCACAGCAGUUCCACAGAGGACGUCCCCCACAGGCCCCAAGAACAUGCAGACCUCUGGCCGACUCAGCAACGUGGCCCCACCCUGCAUCCUUCGGAAGAAUCCCCCAUCAGCCCGAAAUGGUGGUCAUGAGGCUGAUGCCCAGAUUCUCGAGCUCAACCAGCAACUGCUGGACUUGAAGCUGACGGUGGAUGGGCUGGAGAAAGAGCGAGACUUCUAUUUCAGCAAAUUGCGUGACAUCGAGCUGAUCUGCCAGGAGCACGAAAGUGAAAACAGCCCUGUCAUCUCGGGCAUCAUUGGCAUUCUCUACGCUACUGAGGAGGGAUUUGCACCCCCUGAGGACGACGAGAUUGAAGAACACCAACCAGAAGACCAGGACGAGUACUGAGGGCAGCACAGCGCCAGCCCUGACUGACUGUGGCUUCCCUGCCCCCUUCCCUCUGCCCAGCCCACAUUAUAAGUCCUUUCCUGCCA
Molecule: messenger RNA, 1587 nt
Organism: Peromyscus eremicus (cactus mouse)
Lineage: Eukaryota; Metazoa; Chordata; Mammalia; Rodentia; Cricetidae
Gene: Mapre3
Product: microtubule associated protein RP/EB family member 3
Exons: 7
Coding region: 656-1501 (281 amino acids)
Biological process (GO): spindle assembly; regulation of microtubule polymerization or depolymerization; protein localization to microtubule plus-end
Cellular component (GO): cytoplasmic microtubule; microtubule organizing center; microtubule plus-end
Molecular function (GO): microtubule plus-end binding
Source: RefSeq, a predicted model, not a curated record